Molecule: messenger RNA, 1557 nt
Organism: Trichobilharzia szidati
Lineage: Eukaryota; Metazoa; Platyhelminthes; Trematoda; Strigeidida; Schistosomatidae
Source: the annotation of a GenBank genome assembly
AUGGUUGGGAAAUCCGAUUGUCCAUUUUACGCACGAAUUGAAUUGUUAGCAGAUAAACUAGCCUUAAAUCUACCCAAUUUUAGAGUUACCAAGAUUGUUAAACAACCAAAUGAAUGGAAAGAAUUUAUUAAAUGGAUUAAAGAAACGCAUGGUUGGUCGAUAGAACAAUCACCAGUUGUCUGGAGAGAAUUAGUCAAUAAAGGCGGUAAAGGCAUUUUAAUCGGUGGAGCAAAUGAAUUUCAAGAGUUGUUAGCUGCUUAUUAUGGUGAACAAUGUUCAAUGCCAACUGAAAAAAUCUUACAGAUUGUUGAAGAUAAUAUCCGAUAUAAAAAUGAAGAAGAUGAAGAGAAGAGAAUAGAAAUUGCUAAUAGGAUACCUUCAACAGGGAUUUUAAUUAUUGGUGCAUCUACACCAGCGACUAAAGAAAUGCUUGGUAUUAUUAUGAAUGAGAAAAAAUUCACUGACGGUUUAAUCGAUUUAUACUUACAUGAUGUAGUGGAACGUCAUUAUUAUUUGUAUCAUUUACAAGAAAUGCUUCAAGAAGGAGCAUUUGCUAAAGUCAACAAUAUCUGCGUGCUUGAUGAUAGUGAUGAAUGCUUGUCAAUUGUGAAACAAGUGAUUAUUAUGGAUGUGGUCCCACGAAUAUGCUUAAAUGCUACAAAUACUGACAGAGAAGAGGAGGAGGAGGAUGUCUGGGAGUCAAGAGAUCAGUGGUUACGACGAAGAUUUUUAUACUUUAAUAAACUUGGACAAAAGAUAAAAGAAAAAUGUCAGAAAUCAGUACGCAUUUUAAUAGCUGGUUAUCCAGGUUUAGGCAAACUAUCUGUGCAAACAGCAUCACCUAUAUGCUUUGAUUUGACAGCAUUAUAUAAAAUUGUGUCAACAAAAAUACCAUCAUCUCAGAUAGUUGGUCUAGUCAGACCAAUUGAACUACGCGUAAAAGCUACAAUAGCUAAACACUUGAAAGUACGCACAUGUGAUGUCACUGAUCUUGUGAUCUGGGGCAAUGCAGGUGGUUCAAUGUUUGCAGAUCUUUCGCGUUGUUGUGUUUCUUGUAGAACAGCAAUGGGUACAGGUGUUGUUGGUGGAUGUUUUCUUCGAUUUCCGGUAUUAACUGUAGCUGAAAAUCCAAAAUGGUUAACCACGGAAUUAUUAAAUGUUGCUUUUAAAGAAAGCAGUAUGAAACAUGGAUUAGUUCAUGGGAAUGCUAUAAGUGAUCUAUUGAAAGAAUGGUGGAGUGUUAAUCAAAAUCGAAAUGGACAGAUUACCUCACUUGUUAUGAUAUCAAAUGGUGACUGGUAUGGUGUCCCAAAAGGAAUUGCAUUUUCAUAUCCAAUUAUUUCUACUGGGAAUGGUAAUUGGUCCGUUGUAGAAGAUAUGCCUAUGACACCUGAAAGUGAAGCUCAGCUGAAGACCUGUAUUCAAAGUAUCCUUGAAGACUGGGCAGUUAUUGAUCCUGCACCGUUGGAGGCAUUUUUAAAACAAGGUAAAAGACCAGAAGAUAUUAUUAAAUAUGAUGAUGAAUUUGAGGCACAGGACAGUGAUGAACUACUUUGA